Molecule: messenger RNA, 401 nt
Organism: Porites evermanni
Lineage: Eukaryota; Metazoa; Cnidaria; Anthozoa; Scleractinia; Poritidae
Source: the annotation of a GenBank genome assembly
AUGAUUAGAACUGUUUUGCAUUAUGUCAUCACAAUCUGGACUAGCUGUGACAAGGAGAAUCUAAAUCGUGUUUUAAAGUCACAGAAAAGAGCAGCAACUUUGGGGUAAUUUCCGACGCUGAAUUACAGAUUGUCAUUUCGCAAACUACAAAUUUCCAUUUCUCAAACUACAGAUUUUCAUUUCGCAAACUACAGAUUUCCAUUUCGCAAACUACAGAUUUUCAUUUCGGUUCGUUCCAUUUCGUUUCGUUUCGUUUCGCUCCAUUUCGUUUCGCAAACUACAGUAAGCCCUAUUCAAUUAAUAGACUCCAGUGGCUUUCUUUUUAUGAAGAAUCCAAAAUAGCCAAAUGCUGCGUAGGGUACAAACGUAUCAAGGGUGCAGUACCCUUAUUUAUAAAAUAA